AGCAGCAGAGCAGCGGGGAAGCCACUAGUGGAAGAGCUGGCAAAGACGGAAAAGAGGGGAAAGACAGACAGGAGGCAGAGCUGGAAACGGAAAGACAGGCACAAAACACGGAGAGACACCCCGAAAGACAGUUCUUCUCCUCGGCUGACAGCCGGUUACGUUACGAGGCGUCACUUUGAGCUGUGACAGAUGCAAAAUAACUAAAGAGAAGAUGUGACUGGCCUUUUUUUUCUCUUUACCCACACAGAGCUUCUUUCACAGCCGAGGGUCAACACAGCCGCAGCGAUCACAUUAUCCCAGGCAUUGUGGAUCAUCUUGCUUCCUUUAUCUACUGGGAUUCUCUGCUGAUUACCACUUUGUAACAGAGCACAUGGAUUAUGAGGAGGUUGGAAAGGCCUUGAUCACAGCUAUGUCACCACUGACAGAUUUCAAGUAAAGAGGAGCUACAGUAGAAGAUUGACAGGAAUCUGAUCCUUUACAGGUUGUUUUGGGGACACAUUUGUUCCUUUUUCUGAUUGGUGUAAUUUUUAGCAUGUAUUUUUAAUUAACUAGUUAUUUGACCCAGAGAGCUUUCCGUAUAGCACACACCUGUCAUUGUUUCACCAUGUACGGUAGUUCCCGAUCUGUCUCAAAGCUGGACGUUGUUGGAUCCAAUGGUAACGGGUCAGCGUCAGGGAGUCCUGGCCGCUCACCUCGCCUCCCUCACUCCCCACGUUUAGGACACCGGCGUAACAGCAGCAGCAGCUCCACUGGUGGGCUCACUGGUACUGGUAAAACUCUAUCCAUGGAGAAUAUCCAGUCCCUGAAUGCUGCCUAUGCAACUGGUGGGCCUAUGUACUUCACUGACACAGCUGAAGACCUGAUCGGCAUUGGGAGUCUGGGCAGUGGAUUGAAUCCCACUGCACCAAAAAGCACCAUGACCCUGGGCAGGGCGGGGGCCAGGGUUCCUUAUGGGGUCAGAGCGGCUGUCAUGGGGAGCAGUCCUAAUAUAAACACUGGAGGAGGAGUGGGGAGCAGCGGAGCCGUCAUGCCCAGCGAUGCAAUAGCGUUUGGAGGAGAACUGCAAAACCAGCCUCCACAGGCAGCUACUGUGCCCCACUCCAUGAGACAGGUGAGAGACGGUGCUAUGUCAGACCUUCAGACACAGUUAAGAGAAGUACUCAGAGAAAAUGAGCUGCUGCGCAGAGAGCUGGAGGCUAAAGAGUCGAAGUUAGGCUCGUCUAUGAACUCCAUUAAGACGUUUUGGAGUCCUGAGCUGAAGAAAGAGAGAGCUCUCAGGAAGGAUGAAGCCACAAAGAUGGCCGUCUGGAAGGAACAGUACAGAGUGGUGCAGGAGGAAACACAGCAUCUCCAGUGUACCAUCCAAGCUUUGCAAGAUGAGCUUAGAAUCCAGCGCGAUCUCAACCAGCUCUUCCAAUCCGAUUAUUCAGAGUCUGGUCGCCUUGGAAACCAGUCCAUUCCCCCUCAAGAGAUGACAGAAGACAACUUCCUGCGUCUCCAUGGCGAGUAUGAGCGACAGGUCAAAGAGCUCUUCCUCCUGAGAAAGACUGUAGAAGAAAUGGAGCUGAGGAUAGACACACAGAAACACACAUUAACUGCCAGGGACGAAUCAAUAAAGAAGUUACUGGAAAUGUUGCAAAGUAAGGGUCUGUCGUCAAGGGCAACUGAGGAGGACCACGAAAGAACGAGGCGGCUAGCUGAUGCAGAGAUGACCAUCCACCAGUUGGAAGGCCUGCUGGAGCAAAAAGACAAGGAGAUGCUUCAACUCAGAGAGGAGCUGCACAGGAGAUACGAAGCAGCUCCAGAGUCAACAAAGACCAAGGCCCUGCAGACAGUCAUCGAAAUGAAGGAUGCAAAGAUCAGCUCUAUGGAGCGCGGCUUGAGAGAGCUGGAAGAGGAGGUGAUGAUGCUCAAGUCCAACGGUGCUCUGAGCAGUGAGGAGAGGGAAGAGGAGAUCAAACAGAUGGAGGUCUACAGAUCCCACUCCAAGUUCAUGAAGAACAAGGUUGAACAGCUGAAAGAGGAGCUAACUCACAGCCAGUCAGAGAAGGAGGAGCUAAAGCAACGAGCCAAUGAGCUUCAGCAGGAGGUGUCUGCAAUGGAACAGGCAAAGCAGGAGCUGAGUCGUAAAGACAGCGAGUUGCUGGCUCUCAGGACCAAACUGGACACUCUAAACAAUCAAUUUUCUGACAGUAAACAACAUGUGGACGUACUCAAGGAGUCACUCACUGCCAAGGAGCAGAGAGCCGCCAUACUACAGACUGAGGUGGAUGCUUUGCGUCUCCGUCUGGAAGAAAAGGAGUCUCUUCUUUCUAAAAAGAGUCAGCAGAUGUCAGAGUUGACAGAGGAGAAAAGCACUCAGCAAGGAGAGAUCGCUGAUCUGAAGGACAUGCUGGACGUAAAGGAACGGAAAGUAAACGUUCUGCAGAAGAAGAUUGAGAACCUCCAGGAUCAGCUGAGGGAUAAGGAGAAACAGCUGAGCGGCCUGAAAGACAGAGUCAAGUCUUUGCAGACAGACACCUCUAACACAGACACUGCACUGGGAACACUGGAAGAGGCUCUGGCCGAAAAGGAGCGAAUCAUUGAGCGGCUGAAGGAGCAGCGAGAAAGGGAGGAAAGAGAAAAGGGAGAUGAAAUGGAGUCCAGCAAGAAGGAGCUAAAAGAGUUAAGGGAGAAGGUCUCCCAGCUGCAGGCUGACCUGGCUGACCGUGAGACGUCUGUGUUGGAUCUGAAAGAGAAGGCUUCCUCUCUGGCCUCAUCGACUUUGAAGAAAGACAACAGGCUGAAAAGUCUGGAAAUCAGCCUGGAGCAGAAGAGGGAGGAGUGCAUCAAACUGGAGAACCAACUCAAAAAGGCUCAGAAUGCAGCAGCGGAGUCCCUAGCCAACACCGAGCUCUCUGAACGCAUCUCCUGCCUGGAGCAGGAAGUGACCCAGCACAGAGAGGAUGCUGGGAAGGCCCAAUCAGAGGUGGAACGACUUCUGGACAUCCUUAGGGAGAUGGAGAAUGAAAAGAACGACAAGGAGAAAAAGAUCCACGAACUGGAGAGAAAUCCUUCAGCUGCUCAUCUGUGGCAUUCUCAGCAGUCACGAAAACAGGCUCCUCCCCCUGCUGCCCCUCAGCAGCCUAUGGGGGGGCUGGUGUGGGACUACCUGGGCACUCUUGCCUCAAGACAGAUGAAGGACCAGUCAAAGAAGGUGGCCAACCUGAAGCACAAGGAGCAGCUGGAAAAAAGCAGGAACGCACAGCUGAUGGAGGAGGCCAAGAAGAGGGAGGACAAUCUAAACGAAAGCUCCCAGCAGAUUAAGGACUCCCUCCGUCAGAAAGAGGAGCGCAUUGAGGAGCUGGAGGAGGCGUUGAGGGAAAGCGUUCAGAUCACAGCAGAAAGGGAGGUGGUGCUGGCCCAGGAGGAGCAGGCACGAACACAAUCUGAGAAACAGGUGGAGGACCUCCUGGUAGCCAUGGAGAAGGUGAAACAGGAACUGGAGGUGAUGAAAGCCAAGCUGUCAUCAACUCAGCUCUCACUGGCCGAGAAGGAAGGUCACCUGACUGCCCUGAGAGCAGAGAGGCGGAAGCACCUGGAAGAGGUCCUGGAGAUGAAGCAAGAAGCGCUGCUGGCUGCCAUAAGUGAGAAAGACGCCAACAUCGCCCUGCUGGAGCUCUCUUCAUCCAAAAAGAAGAAAACCCAGGAAGAGGUGGCAGCUCUGAAGAGGGAGAAGGAUAGUCUGGUUCAGCAGCUCAAACAGCAGACACAGAACAGGAUGAAGCUGAUGGCGGACAACUAUGAGGACGACCAUCUGAAGGUGGCAUCUCCAAACUCAGAGCAACCUAACAAUCACAAGCCCUCCCCAGAUCAGAUUCUCUCUCCUCUCCUGGAUCUCAAUCAAAAUCGCAAUAAACUGAAGCUAUACAUCAGUCACCUGACCUCGCUGUGUCAGGAGCGAGACCCAAUCAUAUUGCAGGACUUCGCCCCGCCCCCUGCUUAUCAUCGCUCUGACUCCGCCUCCUGGUCUACGCAGCUGCACAGCAUGACGCAAGAACAGCUGGAGGCAGAGUUGGCAUUGUGUGAAAGGGAGGGGGCGGAGCUCCAGGAAUAUGCCAAUCAGGUCCUGCAGCAGAUCGCCGACCGAUGUCCUGACAUUUUGGAACAAGUCGUCAACGCCUUGGAGGACAGCUGCUGACAAACCGACGCACACACACUGACUGAUGAGCUUACAUGAGCUUAGCAUGCAAAAAACACUUAACUCAGUCUCAUGCACACACACCCAAAGGUCUACAGCUAGCCUCCACAUCCCCCGGAUACACUUACAAAAUCAAAGAGAGACACAUCACCGUCUGUUUUGUUACCUCCUCUUCAGCCCUUUCUCAUUUAACAAAAAAACUAAAUCCUCCACAGUGUUUAUCAUUU
This is a messenger RNA of Melanotaenia boesemani (Boeseman's rainbowfish), 4407 nucleotides long. RefSeq names its product ELKS/Rab6-interacting/CAST family member 1-like. Lineage: Eukaryota; Metazoa; Chordata; Actinopteri; Atheriniformes; Melanotaeniidae. The record is from RefSeq and is a predicted model, not a curated record. Gene Ontology annotation, biological process: maintenance of presynaptic active zone structure; neuromuscular synaptic transmission; regulation of synaptic plasticity. The coding region runs from base 605 to 4180 and encodes 1191 amino acids. The transcript has 24 exons. Gene Ontology annotation, cellular component: cytoskeleton of presynaptic active zone. Gene Ontology annotation, molecular function: structural constituent of presynaptic active zone.